Molecule: messenger RNA, 588 nt
Organism: Alternaria atra
Lineage: Eukaryota; Fungi; Ascomycota; Dothideomycetes; Pleosporales; Pleosporaceae
Exons: 4
Coding region: 1-588 (195 amino acids)
Biological process (GO): mRNA splicing, via spliceosome
Cellular component (GO): U4/U6 x U5 tri-snRNP complex; U6 snRNP; precatalytic spliceosome
Molecular function (GO): RNA binding
Source: RefSeq, a predicted model, not a curated record
AUGGCACUAAACGCCUACCUAAACAAGCGCGUAUCAGUUCUCACCCUCGAUGGCCGCACGAUGGUCGGCCUCCUCCACUCCUGCGACGGCAGCAUGAACCUCGUCCUCCAAGAAGCCGUUGAGCGUAUUAUCCGACCUAUAGAAGAUGAAGAGCCCAGCGAGGAAGUACCUCUCGGGCUAUACAUUAUCCGAGGUGACAGUUCAUGGCGAGGUGCUAGGGGGAACGAGACAUACCUGAAGAACGAAAAAAAACUAUGGAACGCAUAUCAGGAGUUGGAUCUGGAAGUUGGGCGAAGAGGGUCUGCACGCGGCUGCAUGGGGGGGACGGAAUAUGUGCCCAGCAUACUGCAUUGGAGCAACACCACAAAUGAGCGAUAUUGGAAGUGGAUGCAUUCAGAUCACAAGCCGAGACAGACGAUACUGAAUGGGGGAAGGAUAUACAUGCAUAUAUGGAGGACACGAUACCCACGAAAGCGCAAAGACACGCUGAACUAUGAAAUGCUCUUAAUAUACAAACAUCGACGCUCAGAAGCGAUAGGCUGUAGCACAUCCAUGCUAUCCGACAAUGACCUACUGAACCUGAUUUGA